Molecule: messenger RNA, 2503 nt
Organism: Pelodiscus sinensis (Chinese soft-shelled turtle)
Lineage: Eukaryota; Metazoa; Chordata; Testudines; Trionychidae
Source: RefSeq, a predicted model, not a curated record
UCCUGAAUAUGUAUUAUGUUUUUAAUCUUCCCUCUAGGUAUUGGGAUAGGAGUUCUAGUACGAGAAUAUGGCAACCUCUCCAACUUGGACAAGUUCUACUUUGCAUUUCCUGGAGAGCUUCUGAUGAGAAUGCUCAAACUCAUCAUUCUGCCUUUGAUCAUAUCAAGCAUAAUUGCAGGUGUUGCUGUUUUGGACUCAAGUGUUUCUGGGAAGAUUGGCUUGCGUGCAGUUAUAUAUUAUCUUGCCACUACCAUCUUAGCUGUAAUCCUUGGGAUUGUGCUAGUUGUGUCCAUGAAACCUGGGGUAUCUCAGAGAGCUGAGGAAAUUGACAGAACAGGCAGUACCCCUGAUAUCACAACAGUGGAUGCUAUGCUAGAUCUGAUUAGGAAUAUGUUCCCAGAAAACCUUGUCCAGGCUUGUUUUCAACAGUAUAAAAGCAAACGUGAAGAAUUGAAACUUAAAAAAGUACCGGAAAAAAACAGCACCACGCUUGCGGGAGGGCUUGUUACAAAUGUCAUGGCAACAGAGGCUUUGAAGAACACAACCAAAGAAUACAAAAUAGUAGGCACGUAUUCUGGUGGCAUUAAUGUACUGGGCUUGAUUGUCUUUUGUCUUGUCUUUGGAAUUGUUAUUGGGGAAAUGGGAGAAAAAGGACGAGUUCUGGUGGACUUUUUCAAUGCACUGAACGAUGCUACAAUGAACAUUGUUCAGAUCAUCAUGUGGUGUAUGCCACUUGGCAUUAUGUUCUUGAUUGCUGGGAAGAUAAUAGAAGUUGAGGACUGGGAAAUCUUUCGCAAACUGGGUCUUUAUAUGGCUACAGUACUAUGUGGACUUGCAAUCCAUUCCAUUAUAGUUCUGCCACUGAUCUACUUAAUAAUAGUAAGGAAAAACCCUUUUCAGUUUGCCAUGGGGAUGGCUCAAGCACUUCUUACAGCCCUCAUGAUCUCCUCCAGUUCAGCAACUUUGCCUGUCACCUUUCGCUGUGCAGAAGACAAAAACCAUAUUGACAAAAGAAUUACCAGAUUUGUUUUACCAGUCGGAGCUACAAUCAACAUGGAUGGAACAGCCCUCUAUGAAGCUGUGGCAGCUGUUUUUAUCGCACAGCUUAAUGACUUAGAUAUGGAUAUUGGCAAAAUAGCUACCAUUAGUGUCACAGCUACUGCAGCCAGCAUCGGAGCUGCAGGGGUUCCCCAGGCUGGACUAGUCACCAUGGUGAUUGUGCUGAGUGCAGUUGGGCUGCCUGCUGAAGAUGUUACCCUGAUCAUAGCAGUUGACUGGCUUCUGGACCGAUUCAGAACAAUGGUAAAUGUCCUCGGAGAUGCCUUUGGUGCAGGAAUUGUGGAGAAGCUCUCAAAAAAAGAGCUAGAGCAGAUGGGUGGCUCUUCUGAAGUCAACAUAGUCAAUCCUUUUGCCUUGGAAACAUCAGCACUUGGUAAUGAAGGAGGAGGAACCAAGAAAUCCUAUGUCAAUGGAGGUUUUGCCGUAGAUAAAUCUGACGCCAUAUCAUUCACCCAGACAUCAAAGUUCUAAAGCCUACAGCUUCCAAUGGCACUGAAGGAGCAGUGAAGGACACCACCAUAUGUGAGAUCUUUUAGCAAGCUAAAGAAUAAUUAAGAAAGAGCUAAUAACAAACUUGAGUAGAUUUGAUUAGAUUUGAUUGUUUUUUUCCCCACUGUUUGGAGUCUCAACAUUUUGUCCCUGUGAGCAAGUUGAUGGGAAGGCAAGUUGUAAAAUAUGUAAUUUUUUAAUCCUGUAAGAUGGAUGAGGCUUUUGAAUGGCUCUUUGAAAUCAUCUUGCUCAUAAGCUGGAUGCUAGAACCAGACCAGUGAAGCAAAGCAAAUGUGCUUCUCUAAAGCAGACUGCACUGUUUUACAUCUCUCUUCGGUUCUGCUACUCUGUAUGGAAUUCUUGUUGAUAUUUUUGUCUUUCACAUUUUUAAAAAUUGCAUCUAGACCAUCUUCUGUAACUUGAUAAUGUGCCAAAUUGCUCACUUCUGCAGCUUGAACAACACAUAGGGAAAACAGUUUCAAAGGAAAACAGACCUUAAGCAUUCUGCAAAAACUGUUUUACCACUUGAGGUUUUAUGUUGCUUUUAUUUUAAACAUUCAGGAUGCUGGAACUUACUGGUCAAGGAAGAGCUUCUAAUGUUAUGCUGUUGAAAUUUUUUCCCCUAUGAAUGCCACCAGAGAGUAUUCGUAUGUGAAGCCUAUACAGGUUUGCUCCUCUUAUUUUUGAAUAAAUUAUUGUAAAGUGAAACUCUCUGCCAACUUAGGUCUUCCUUGAUAGUUUAUUAAUACAUCACCAUUGGAAGAUGCAAGAAGCUAGCUUCAGUAUUGUCCAUCUUUUAUAUUAGCCUAGUUCUUCUCGGCUCCAGGACAGGCGGAGUAAUGAAGAUGAAAAUAGCUAAUCAUAGGUGACUUCCAAAUCUUUUCUUCUUGGAAAAAAUGACAUAAAAUCAAGUGUAGAUGAGGCACUCCUUUUUCUAGAGACAUGCUACUGGCUA